This is a messenger RNA of Lentinula edodes (shiitake mushroom), 1976 nucleotides long. RefSeq lists its product as uncharacterized. The record is from RefSeq and is a predicted model, not a curated record. Gene Ontology annotation, molecular function: protein heterodimerization activity. The transcript has 3 exons. NCBI's taxonomy places the organism in Eukaryota, Fungi, Basidiomycota, Agaricomycetes, Agaricales, Omphalotaceae. Bases 113 to 1798 code for a protein of 561 amino acids. Gene Ontology annotation, biological process: transcription initiation at RNA polymerase II promoter. Gene Ontology annotation, cellular component: transcription factor TFIID complex.
CGAGCAAUCAAGUAGAAAAUUGAGCUCCUAUUACUACGUCGUGACCCUGGGAACCCCAUUUGCAGACCGCCAACGACGACGAAGAGCAAGGCUUAUAGGGCGGUGUUAUUUCAUGGACGGCGGUGCCCAAAAGCUUUUGGAAUCUGUGACGAUUAGGACCCUUCAUGCACAAAACUUUUCUCGUUCUUCAACUCAAGCUUCACUAGUUCUCACCGACCUCCUCGCUCGGUACUUAACAUUGUUGACCUCAGCCUGUGCAAAAUAUGCGGAACAUGCUGGCAGAACGCGUAUUACAGCGAAGGACGCGGUGACAGCUCUGGAAGAGUUGGGUGUGAGCGUCGAAGAGCUACAUGAGUUCGGCAGUACUGAAGGCGUCGAACUCAAUCGUUACGCGCUUUUCAAAUCCUUGCGCAGGGUUGAAGAUCUGAAGGAGUUCCAAGCCCAACUUUCGGAUGGUUUAAGGGCUGACCUCGACGAUGCCAUUCCCUUGCACUAUGCAUAUGUGUCACCAGAACUUGCACAAGUUCUUGAAGAAGAGGGGGAGGGAGGGGAUGAUGAAGACUCCCUUUUUGCAGCUGAUGAUUCAUCUAUGGCUAUGGAUGGGUCCGAAUCUUUCCCGAGUGUAUCCAGACUCGAUCUCUCCUUAGCAGAUCCCCUGUCUCCCUCGCGAAAACGACAGAGGACUUGGGACUGGAAUCCUCCCGAUCAUGUUCCAUCAUUCUUGCCACCCUUUCCUUCUACGUCGGAAACAUCUUCUACUCCACAUCCUCUUCGAAUACCUCCUACCGAGCUGCCGCCUAACCCAACAGAAGGCGCAGGGAUCAAUCAACCACCAUCUCCUCCUCCAAUAACUUCAACGCAGCCGCCGCAGCCUCCGGCUCUUACCUCCACCUCAGCCGCGGCUUCAGACUACCUUGUCCAAGUUCCCUACACCCAAUCCACUAUUUCAAAUGUUUCUGAAUGGCAUCUACCCUCUGCUCCUCCAGACUCCACUUCUUCAUCACGCCCUGAACCACGUUGGGCCACUCCGGCAAUAGAGCCGUCAUUGAUUGCUGCCUAUCAUCACAUUCUCACUCACCCACCGCCUCCCAAUGCUACUCAUAUAGCCAAUCCUCAGAGGCACAAGGUUGCGAUGGCGUUGUUGGCUCUCACGCAGAGUGCCUCGCGUUGGGAACUUCCUGAUACCCUCUUUUCGACGCUCGCAACCAAUCAACCUCGAGUGGCCUCCAUCGGCCCUACAUAUCCAGUGUUGAUUGCUGAUCACCUUCCGGCAGAAGGGGUGAAGAAAGGCGAAAAAGAGUUCAAGUUUCCUGCCACAGCGCCCCGUUCUGUCGCUACAACUGAACGUAUAUCUCAGUCAGUUAUUCAGCAAGGAUCAAGGAUCCCCGAACUCGCCCGCCAUGUCCUACCGCCAACUAUUUUAUCUCGCACAAAUCGCCUCACUCACCCACCACCACUCACCCGUAACAACAAAACUCUUACUUACGGUGCGGGCAUUCCCGCACCGUGGAAUGUCAAUACCAUACCCCCCGACAACGCUGCUGCUAAUUCUACGAAAGACUCUCAAACUAACGGGAAAAAUGUGCCGCCUCCUGUCCUACCCGAUGCUCGACUCUUCGCUACAUGGGACCACGAACACAAGGACUUUCGAACACCCCUAACCCCUGCCAAACAACGAACUCGAAUGGGCAAUGUUCAGUCGGGCUCAAAUUCGUCAGUCAAUGACCUUGAGCGGAAACCUAGUGCUGGCACAAUAUCAUUAGGUGCCAGAAGUAGAGCUUCCAGUCGGGUCGGAUAACUACGAUUCUAUUUGUUCUCCUUCAAUUGUCGUCGCACACGUUAUUCGCUGUUAUCAUGAUCAUUUCAGGUGGACUUUUUCGUUGUACUGUAACUUGUCAUUUUCCAUAUGUAGAUUGUCUACAUCUAGCUCCUUCCUUACGCUGAAUAUAGUAUCAUAUGGUCGACUAUAAGCUAAA